Messenger RNA from Pyricularia grisea, 1083 nucleotides. RefSeq lists its product as uncharacterized. The transcript has a single exon. Gene Ontology annotation, biological process: regulation of DNA-templated transcription. NCBI's taxonomy places the organism in Eukaryota, Fungi, Ascomycota, Sordariomycetes, Magnaporthales, Pyriculariaceae. The record is from RefSeq and is a predicted model, not a curated record. Gene Ontology annotation, molecular function: zinc ion binding; DNA-binding transcription factor activity, RNA polymerase II-specific. Bases 1 to 1083 code for a protein of 360 amino acids.
AUGGCUGAGAGCCUGAACUCAUGUGAUCAAUGCAGCCGCCGCAAAAUUCGCUGCUCGCGGAUCAUUCCCACAUGCGAACAAUGCCUGAAGGUCAAUCGACAGUGUACAUACAGCCUCAACCGCCCUGUUGGAAGGCCCCGGCAUCACCGUUCCAUAUCCGCUUCCAAGAAGUCGACCAAGGCCUCAACCGCAGCGCCCCAAAGAAGCGAGCUUAUUCCAAUUCUUCCACUCGGUAUGCCUCCAGGCUCGGGUCUAUACAAAGAAAAUGGACAAAGCCGCGAACAGAACUGUUACUCGCCUGAGGCCCCUACCGAAUCCAAUGACAUGAACAACAACGUCACAGAUUUGGAUCUCCUUCCGCCGAUAUUCGAUGAUGUACAGCACCUGGAGCAAAAUCCGGACCACAAGAGCAGCGAUACAUACACUUCUAUGCUUUCGCCUUAUGAAGCCCUGGAUUUCUUCUCUUCCGUUUCCAACACGGUUUCCCAAAAUGUCACACCACCUUCGUCGAUCUUCAAGGUCAGCACCGACAGUCAAGUCCCAGGGCUAGGGUGCGAAAUUGGACCUCAGACGCACAAUUUCACGCGCUAUCGGAGUCCGUCCCCAGAGUCACCACCGGCCAGCUGCGAAUGUUUGGAUAGGGUUACAAGUUGUGUUUGCGAGCAGUUACGACUGGGCUCAAGAUAUCGCACCAAAGACUCGGCUUCUUGGAAUGCUUGCGUAGCCAAGUGUCUGUCAGCGGUCCGAGAAUCGAACCGAGUCCUCUGCAUUAUGUUGACCUGCGACCAGCCCCACCGCGACGCAGACAUGGCGGUUGCGAUGAGUCUGUUCUUGUACAUCAAAGACCUUCUUUUGAACGAGUUUAAAUUUGACGGCGAUGAGCAGGAUCUGACGUGCGAGCGCCCUGCCUUGGCUGACGAGCUACGACGAAUGCGUAUUGCCUUUCUCAAGGUCGUCAACAUGUGGGACUUAUCUUUGCCACUGGCGCACCUUUUUCGGGGAGAAGGCGAGAUUGAAGUUUGCCUCCGCCGCCAAUUGCAACUGCUGAGGGAACAGAUUCAAGCUGUUAUACCUUCCGGGUAG